GCCGCCUCCGGGCUGCGGGGGACGGGAGCUUUAAAGCGCAGCAGAUACUCCAAAUCUUGCAGCGCCGUCGAGGAGCUGAGUCUCACAUCUGCUGCUGGUGCACGGUUAGCAAUUCCCGCCGAGCUCUUGCUCUGGGCGGCAUAAAGCCGCACGCGUAAGCAAGUUUUUUUGUAAGGUUUAUAAAAAACUUAUCUCUGCGGAGAGCACAGAAGGGUGCUGCGUGGUGACGGGGAUGUGGGGCUUUUCUACACCAUGUGCUUUGCAACACAAACUCUCCUACGUUAGACUCAAGCUACUAGCAGAACACCACCACAGCAGACUCACGUGGCAACCAGACAAAAACUCCGCAGGGCUCCUGCGAGGACCCAGGCCCACUGCGCUGGCGGAGGAGCUCUGGGAAGAGAAAAGCCAAAACCACGUAAGAGCUGACUCAUGAGCCAUCCGUCCACAAAUACCUACACAGCUGUUUUUCUUCCCCCACGUGGAAGUAAUUGUUAAUGUUUCAUCAUCAAGAAAAAGCAUGCACAACAUUUCUUGCAUUGAGAUGCAACGCUGUAGUGGACUCCCUGCUCAGUAGAUCACUUCCCUAUGGCGAAGACCCACACCUAGAAGGACAACCCAUUUACCUGGCAGUGAAGGGAGUAGUGUUUGAUGUCACUUCUGGAAAAGAAUUUUAUGGAAAAGGAGCCCCAUACAAUGCUUUGGUUGGAAAAGACUCAACAAGAGGAGUUGCAAAGAUGUCUCUGGACCCAGCAGAUCUUACACAUGACAUAACAGGACUCACAGAAGAGGAGCUGAAGUCCCUGGAUGAUAUCUUCAAUAAUGUUUAUAAGGCCAAAUAUCCAAUUGUUGGCUAUACUUCCCGACGAAUUCUGAAUGAGGAUGGAAGCCCAAAUCUAGACUUUAAACCUGAAGAUCAGCCACAUUUCAACAUUAAAGAUGAGUUUUGAGGAACAUUUUUGUACCUAGAGAAUGCCUAGGGAGAGGCACAAUAGAAUACUAGAUUGACUCCCUAUUUUCUGCAGUUUGUUACAACAACUAGCUACCAUGAGUCAAUUUUAUGUUUAGAAAAUAUACAUGUGUGUACACACCUACUUUAGUGUCAUGCAUUUGGGCUGUUUGCUCUUAAUUAUGGGGCUUAUUUCUUACGAAAGUUCUUUCUGCCUAGAUUUCCCCGUUUACAAGUGUGUAAUGUAAAAUUACAUUCCUUAAAAGAUAUAAAUAAGUUCUUAGUAGUUGAAACAUGACUGGUCUCUUUGUAAAUCACAAGUUGUUUCCCACUCAUUGGAAAAGUGUGAAUGCAUUAUCUGGACCAGCUAACAUCAAUCAUCUGCGCUUCAAGUGAGUAUAGGUAUCACACGUACACAACAGGUGUAACAGAGGCUUACAUUUUAAAAAAGCACUGUGGGAUUUAAUAUUUGAUAGGUUUGAGAAUACUGGAUAUAAAACCACUCAGUCUCUUAAAAUGCAGUUACUGUGGAUUAUUUAUGCAAAGCCUACAGCUGUAAACGAAGAAAAAAAAUACCUUUUUUCCCCAUGAGAGCCAAUGUGAUAUUUAAUUAAGAUUAUUUUGUUAGUUUUGAAUAAAUGACACUUUAAUUUUUAAAAGUAAUUGUCAAAGCUGUCAUCUAUAUUAGAUUAUGAUGAUUUCCUUCUAGCUUCCUCCACUCUUUUCUGACAAAAAAAAGGAAAUGAUAGCCCACUGUUUACCACAUACUCUUACAGCACCAGUUUAUUAUAGCAGUUUAGUAUUCCGUGGAUAGUUAGCAUCUUUGUAUUUGCAAUUUCAGCUCUCAUUUUUAAUUUGUUAUGGUUUUUUUUGUUCUUACUCUGGCUUCAUUAUUGCUGUUGCAAUGAAGUGUGCAUUUACCCGUUCCUCCUCCUUUUAACUUAAUAUAAAACUGCAGAUCCUGUAGGGUGAAAGCAGACCCCCUCCAUCGGGUUCCUCUGGCAGUCUUUCAGCAACAAGAGGACUGUAAAAGCAUGUGCUAUAUAAAUUGCUGCUAACUACUGACUCUCAUUAACUUAAGUAGAAUGUAAACUGUCAUGUAUGUGGAUAUAUCUGCCACUGUGACAGGUUGAAUUGACAUGGAAAAACUGAGCACCUGCUCCCAAUUCUGUAUUAAUAAUAUAAGAAAAAUACAAUUCCAUAUUUUGUUCUGUUUCUUUAGCAUUUUGGCCAUUUUCUUGGAAGAAAAGACUUUAUUAGAUGAUUUUCCACUUUAUGGUUUGCAGGGGCCAGCUGCCUGUCAGUUGAAUAACUAGAAAAGCUGUUUCUAUUAAUUUGUCCUUUCUUUCACAAUGUUACAGAUUUUACACUAAAUUUGUUCUGUGUCUUACCAUUAGACAACUUAAUUUGCAGGAGGGGACUCCAUGGGUCACCCCCUGCUGUUGGACCAUGCUCUGGGGUGGAAUAAAUCAUUUAGCAUCUAAGAAAAUA
Messenger RNA from Tyto alba (common barn owl), 2440 nucleotides. RefSeq names its product neudesin neurotrophic factor (gene NENF). The transcript is spliced from 5 exons. The coding region runs from base 498 to 950 and encodes 150 amino acids. The record is from RefSeq and is a predicted model, not a curated record. NCBI's taxonomy places the organism in Eukaryota, Metazoa, Chordata, Aves, Strigiformes, Tytonidae. Gene Ontology annotation, cellular component: membrane; endomembrane system.